This is a messenger RNA of Ostrea edulis (European flat oyster), 1572 nucleotides long. RefSeq lists its product as uncharacterized. The transcript has 5 exons. The coding region runs from base 170 to 751 and encodes 193 amino acids. NCBI's taxonomy places the organism in Eukaryota, Metazoa, Mollusca, Bivalvia, Ostreida, Ostreidae. The record is from RefSeq and is a predicted model, not a curated record.
CGAUAGAUGUCGCCACUAUGAGCCACAUGUUUUGUGGCGAUAUCUUCUAAUGUCGUCUGGGGGGACGGAGUGGAUCGAAAACUGUUGGUUUGCAAAGAUGUCUGAAUAAGGUUUCCCUGAAAUAUCCAUAUUGCAGUAUAAAAAGAAAAGCAAUUAUAACACUGCACACAUGGCUGAGUGUGGGUUUGGGAUGAGACUUGCUAUUGCUUCCAUCAGUAAGCGUUUCCCUCAAGCUAGAAACAUCAGCACAACGUGGCUGGAGGGACGAUUGCACCACAGUCAGGAGUCUUCCAGCUCCACAUCGCCUGUCAAAAUCCUGGACUGUAGAUCGGAAGAGGAGUUUAACAUCAGUCACAUAGAGGACGCUGUUAACAUCAACUACGAAUCGCCUGCAGAAGAGAUCCUUACGGUGUGGAAGAUAGACCAAUCAACACAUGGUGAUCACUCUCACGGAAAUUCUCUUGUUAAUACAGAAGCUGUGAUAACAAGAUGUUUCACAAAUGCUGUGGAUGUGGUUUGCUACUGUUCUGUAGGAUACAGGUCUGCGUUAGUGGCUCAAAAACUGCAGGACCACGUCAGGAAAUCUACCGAAGACAAAAAUCUUUCAUUCUACAAUCUGAAAGGAGGUCUAUUUAAAUGGGCCAAUGAGAACAGACGUAUGGUCGACUUACAAGGAGAGAUAACCAAAUUCGCCCAUCCCUAUAACGCCGUGUUUGGGAAAUUACUCAAUUCUGAAUUACACAAGUCUUAGAAGGACAUCUCUGGAUAUCAGCACGUGAAAUUCACACGUGUAGGUCUAAAAAUAUGAUAGCUUGAGUAGUAACGGGUCAAACUGUUGUAUGAUAUACAUAUGGAACCAUUCGAUGCGUUUCUGCAUGCUGGAAAGAUGUUUUAAAAAUAUGUAUGUGUAUAUUUGUAGGCAUUCUACAAUACGAUGUAUGUAACAUUGUUUUAUUAUCACACUGACAAAAUAUUCAACUGAAAUACUAGCUGCAGAACUGUAGCUCUCCGGAAAAAAUUAUGUUGACAGACCGGAGAGCUACAAUGCCACUCAUAGUAAAAACUGUAUAUUAGUAAAACGUUUAAUACCAACAUAGUAAAACUGUACAUAAUUUUUUUCGGAGAGCUACAGUUCUGCAGCUACUGAAAUACAUAUUGCUGAUUAUAGUUUGUGACCAACAUGCAUGCGUUAAUUGUUAGGCACAUACUUGAGAAAUGACUGAGGAAAUUACACUGUACCAUGGUAGGGAUGUGUUUGAAACGAAGGGUGUAUAUAAUGUAAUUCCCUGCAGAUUGUAAUACAUGUUAUAAAAAAUUACAAAUAUGACCUACAAAAGCAAUGGGACCCAAUGUAGAUUUAGCACUUGGAAUGAACUUUCAAAUUUUGGCGGUCAUUUGGCUAAAAUUGAUAUAGUUAAUCACAUGUAGUGAGCGGGCCAAAGUUUAGUAUUGAGUAUUUAUUUAGUAUUCAUUUGAAUGUAUAUUACCACAGCAAAAAUUCUACCAGGAUUGACGCGCUGGAGCGCCGACAAUCGUAGGCUUAUGUUUUCAUUCAAUAAAUUAUAAACUGUU